Molecule: messenger RNA, 780 nt
Organism: Zea mays
Lineage: Eukaryota; Viridiplantae; Streptophyta; Magnoliopsida; Poales; Poaceae
Source: RefSeq, marked validated
CCGAGAGAGAGACGAAGCGGAGCUGAUAAUAUUUUUUUUAAAAAAAACAAUACUAACUAGCUAGCGAUCGAGCAGCGAUACAGUACAAUGGCGCCGAAGAGCCUGCUUGUCGUCGCCGCCCUACUCGCCGUCGUCGUCUCCGCCUGCCAGCUGCCCCGCGGUGCGACGGCGUUGGAGGCGAGCCCCAGCACCAACACCAACACCAGCCUCAUCGUCUCCGGAACCGUGCCAUGCGCCACCGGGAACUCCAUUGACCCGGCCACGGUCCCGGCGUUCCCUAACGCCCUCGUGCAGCUCGUGUGCGGCGGCAAGGUCGUGGGCAGCGCGACGGCGGACAGCGCCGGUGCCUUCGUCUUCAGCCAGAGCAGCGCCAGCAGGGACCUGGUCGCCGCCGCCAUGCACAACCUGUGCAGGGUGGUCGUGGUCACCCCGCUGGGCGCGUGCGACAGGUCCCUGGCCGCAGCCGCCGGGACGCUGUCGGCGCCGCUGAAGCUCGUAGGCAUCACCACCGGCAGCGGCAGCGGCAGCGACCUGGGCGGCCUCGGCGGCCUCAUUGGCGGGAUCGUCGGUCUCAUCGGGGCGAUCGUCGGCGGCAUCCUCAACCUCAGCACCAUGCCCUUCUCCUUCGUCUGAGCUCUCGUCGUCAGGCGUGGAUCGUCGGACCUACAAGGGCUGCUGCGCGCUCCACAAGCUGUGAAUCUAUCGACGACGCCAACGAAUCAUGUUUGUUAUUAUAAAAAAUAAUUAAGCAUCAGUCAAUACGUGUAGCGGCCGGGCUGC